This is a messenger RNA of Mya arenaria, 2196 nucleotides long. RefSeq lists its product as uncharacterized. NCBI's taxonomy places the organism in Eukaryota, Metazoa, Mollusca, Bivalvia, Myida, Myidae. The coding region runs from base 1751 to 2188 and encodes 145 amino acids. The record is from RefSeq and is a predicted model, not a curated record. The transcript has 3 exons.
UAUUACUUGGGUAGAACUGAACCGAUUUGGGUUUGGGGAGGUACAUGUAUCAAUUCACCAAAUUUAGUUUAAAAGGUGUUUAGUUACUAAAAUCUGUAAAGAUUUAAUCGACCAGUUGUCUAUGUGUCAAGUUAACAUUAAUUACGUAUAUACGAAGGGAUUUUUUUUAUCAAAACAGUUAAAUAAGUAUGUUCGACUGAUCUGAUUUAGAUGAAGUGAACUCAUAAAUAAUGGUUCUAGUGUUUCUUAAUUUUUGAAUGUAAUUUUGGACUAAGAAGGUAAGUUCUUCAUUUUGUUUAAGCUUUUGAGAUAAACAAUGUAUACAUUUGUUAAUAAUAUACAUAAACAAAGUUUUCUUGUAUCCUUGCAUGCUUGGGCAUUACAGGAUCUUCUAGAUUUAUACUGAUCACAAUUAUAAACAUACCCUUAUAAUGUUUCUCAUACUGCAGUAGUAACAUUAUUUGAAUACUUAAUCUUUGAUUUAAAGAGAUUUAAAUGCUUUUAUAUUUACCAUCAACUAAAUCUAUACUAUUUUUCUCAAUGGUUUAAAUAAACAUCAAAACCUUACAAUUUGAAUGUAAUUGUAAAGUGUAAAUGGAUUUAACAGGAAGAAUAAAUGACCUAAAAUUCAUAUAAAGCCUAUUUUGGCAAUCUGCUUGUUAUUGUUAAUAUAAUAAAUGUAGCACAAAUCAGCUGAAGUGCGCAUGUUAAGAUUACUUAAGUGUCCUUUGUACGAAACUAUUGAGUCUAGUGUAGAUAAUGGUUUGAUUUACGGACUAAACUUUUGUCUUUUUCAUGUGUUGGAAUAGCGCCAGCAUUUUGUAUAGAUAGAACAACUGCAAUUCAAACGGACAAGUAAUGUUAGAUCGGUUUUAUUCAGUUAUUUGUUACAAAUGGAUUAUUUAAAGAUAGUAUUUGUCAUGAAAUAACGCUGUCGUGGCUAUUGUCGUCCUUUGUUAAGGAAUUAGUGCGUAAAUUAUUGCUCAGAUUCAGAUAUUAAAGAACCAGUCAGCUUUUAGAACGAUAACGCAAACAUUGAAGUCAAUAAGACAUAAAAGCAAAUACUUGUGAAUAUUGACACGGAUUAUUACGAUAUUUAAAUAUUGUCAACGUAUAUCCUUUUCUUAUAGCAACUAAUUAUGGACACCGUUAAGCGUAUACAAGAUACCAGUUUACGUGUCAGCAUGUUCAGCGACUAAACAGAAAAAGCUAUAAACUCAUUAAAAUGUGGCAUUUCAAACGAUUCACCGCCAGAAUUCGGAAAUGUUAUUGUCAACGUAUUUUGUCGAAAGGACGAAAAUCUUCUUGAACUACAACACAUUCAUUUUAAAGAAUUGGAUAAAGACAAAGUUAUUGAAACGCAUAUGUCGAUGAAAAGGUUUAAGAAAAAAGUUUUUACGAACAUGAAAGAAGGAUUCAAAACGCCCAUCAUAUUUGUUGCGUCAUCAAACGCAUACAGCAAAACGAGAGAAAUACCAGAAUUCUUUGGACGUUUGGUAAUAUUAAUCAAUGAUGAUCCGACGAGCCAAAAAGAUUACUGUAAGGCUGGAGACGCACAUAUCUGGGUUUCAUCGAAGGAAUCAUUUGCAGAAGAUGCUAGUGACAUGCUCGAAAUGUGUACACUAGGUUAUAUCAAGGAGAGAACAGAACUACUGUAUGUGAUGUCUAACGCAUGUAAUAACAGAGAUUAUUUUCAGAAACUUAACAAGUUCAACAUGUCUGGAGCAAAACACCAGUCACUCCAAUAAAAAUGACAAAGACAUUCUACGGAGAAGAUAAAGCUAUGUCUAGCAGCUUUGAUCGACAGGUAAGCAUGGAUGUUCGUGACUUUUUGACAGUUAGCGCCGACGAACAUUUACAACUUGUCGAUGACCUUCGACAGUCAGUACUAGACCUACAUGGAGAAACAUUGUGUAUGUACGCACGCAGCAACGUGCACAAGAGUGAAAAGCCUAAAUCCAGGAACAUCGGAACAAAAGUGGACCAUUGCAUUGCUGAUGCAAUAUUUAACGAGGUUGAAGAAAUCGAAACGAUGGGAAACAGGUUCGGAACAUUUUUAUUCUUUGUAGGAAAUGCUGAAAGAUACGACGAAGAACAAAAACAACAAAUUAUACAUCGACUAAAUGAGUGUCUUGAAAAAAAGACCAUUCAUCUAGGCAAUUAUCUUGUUAGAUUUGGCACAAAAUAAAUUAGGUU